UUUCUUGAAACAACCGUGUUCUGUUUCAGUGUUUCUAUUUUUUUUUUGAAUCUUCUCAUUUGGCAUGGGCCUAGCCCAUUUUUUCAAAAAAGAAAAGAAACUAAACUAAACCGCCCAAAACCGCCAACCGGCCGGUUUUGACCGGUUCUCUCGGUUUUAUACCGAUUCGUUCGGUUCAUAUCCAGUUCUUUUCCAAUGCGGUUUUGUGGCUAUUUCGGACCGGCCAAGGUUCCGGUUCCCGGUUCAACCGGUCUGACCGGCCGGUCCGGUUUUGAUAACAUGGUAUUUUUGGACAAUAAGUUGGGCCUAGACUAAAACAUUACUACGUUAUUGUACUUGCUGGAUGGGCUUGAUUUCCCUUGUCCAACCAAACACAAAAUCAGACAGACAUAAACAUUGAUUAUAUUAUACAGGGAAGAGAAGGAAAGGAUUGGGGUUUGUUUGUUUUGUUAUGCUGGUAUUCUUUCUUUCUUUCGAGUUGAAUUUCAAUUUAUGGAAUGAAUGAAUGAUUGAUGAUGAACCUGAAGUAUAAUCAAUGAGAUCAAAAUCGGGGAGUUGCAGUUGCAGGUCUUUCUGUUUCGCGCUUAUUCUUCUUCUUCUUCUUAAGGUCUGUUGAAAUGGUCUGUUAUAAUUAUAGCUCUGUCAAUGAAUCUCAUUGUUUAGUCCUUACUAUACGACUACGUAUCACGAAAUGCAAUUAGCGUCAAACAAUGACAAGGAAGAGUGUUCAGAAACCGAACCCAUCUUGAAUCAGCAAGCAUCAUCCAGAGAAGACUCCUCCUUCUCCUGUGAAAUUAUUCCUGCUGCCAACAACAACAACGAUUUACAGAAUGUUCAUGUUGUUGAUGAGACUUGUCAUCUGGUAAAUGCAGAUCAGCCACAAUGCCGGAUAUGCCUCGAUAUUGGAGGAGAAGAUUUAAUUGCACCGUGCCAUUGCAAAGGUACGCAAAAGUAUGUCCAUAGAUCAUGUCUUGAUAAUUGGAGGUCUACCAAGGAGGGCUUUGCUUUUUCUCACUGUACAGAGUGCAGAGCUGUCUUCAUAUUGCGUGCAAAUGUCCCACCAGAUCGGUGGUGGUUGAGACUAAAAUUUCAGUUCCUUGUUGCCAGGGAUCACGCAUUCAUUUUCAUAAUUGUUCAACUGGUUGUUGCUUUCUUGGGAGUGCUUGUUUACAAAUUCUACGGGGAUGAACUGAGAGAAAUGUUUGGUUAUGAAGAACAUCCAUAUGGAUUUUAUACAAUGGCUGUUCUAGCCAUUGUUUUGGUGGGUUUGCUCUAUGGCUUCUUCAUAGCGAUAAUAUGUGGUCAAAGAAUCAAUGAGCGCCACUACCAUGUUCUUGCCAAACAAGAACUGACAAAGGAAUAUGUGGUAGAAGAUCGAGAACAUGGAAAGAAUGUGCCUGAACUUGAUCCGAGCCAUGUGACAGAACUAAGGAUGUUGGGCCUUUACUAGUUGGCAUAUGCACAUCCCGUUCUUUCUCAUUAAAGUUUCAGUAAUGAUACUUAAACACCCAAACAAUGCGGAUACUCCACGGACACUACACCACAUACACUUCAUUUUUAUCUCUAUCUCUCUCCUCAUCCAUCAUAUAUCUAUUACUUUUCUCUUCCUUUCUCACUCUGGGUGCUUGUUUGGUGUCUACUGUCUACCCUAUGCGUUUGUCUACAAAUCAUUUUCCCUUAAGUUUGUACCCUUCUGAUUUGAAACUGUCUGGAUUCAUGUAUCCCAUAUUAUCCUUGUACGGUCAUAUCUAUAGCAAUUUGCAGAAGGUAAAUGUUGCAUGCUUUUUGUUUCUAUCUCUAAUUUCAUAAUGGAGCAUGGCUAUGCUGAUGUCCGUUGUCUAAAUCAUCCUCAGCCAUGCAUCUGGAUCAAAUCAUUUACACCUUGACUGCAUUCUUGUACAUUAUGGCACCUUAUAAUCUGUAUUCCAAUGUUCUUGAUUCUUUGCGUACUUUAUUCUCUAUAGUUCUUUUCUUUGCAUCAUUGCUGUCAAAUGAGCCCCUGAAUUACUCUUAUAACUCCAGGAUGCAUCUUCUCUCCUACCGAGUCACCUUGAAUUUGUUGUAUUUGCAGCUUGUCUUCAUGGUCUCUCACAUAUGUAUAUCAUGUUGGUCUGUUAAGUGUGAUGUCCCGUUAAUAUGGCUGUUUGAGCAGCAAAAGGUGCACACUACACAACCACAAGGGGUGGUUUAUCUACAACACCCAGUGUACUCUAUGUUGAUUCUUUAUUUAUAAUGACUUCUUUUACAUCCAAUGUAUAAAAGAAAUAUGCUUAUUCAACUAGAAAACUACUCUUGUCUAUCAAUGUUGUAUGAUGGAGUACAAAGAGAAAACAUGGAGAUCUUAUAGACCUGCAACUUCUGCAUAUUUGUAACUGUAACUUGUACGUCCUUAUGUAACCCACAAUCACCUUUGUUUUGCAUUUUUGUUCAUUUAUACAUAUAAAAGAAUCAAAUAUGGAGUUUUCCUCUCCGAGUUUUAAAUGUAA
Messenger RNA from Lotus japonicus, 2486 nucleotides. RefSeq lists its product as uncharacterized. The record is from RefSeq and is a predicted model, not a curated record. The coding region runs from base 692 to 1450 and encodes 252 amino acids. The transcript is spliced from 7 exons. NCBI's taxonomy places the organism in Eukaryota, Viridiplantae, Streptophyta, Magnoliopsida, Fabales, Fabaceae. Gene Ontology annotation, molecular function: zinc ion binding.